CGUCAUGCGGCAUUGCUCCUCCCUCCCGCUGGCGUAUGUCGGUCUUUCCGGUGUCUGUGUGCUGGUCCUCUCGCGAGUUUGUCAUUCACAACAUUGCCUCCGUCGGAGCCAGCAGAGUAAAGCGGCUCGACGCCAUUUUCAGCAGGAACGAUGCUCGUUGUCGAGCAAGCGGGAGCCCCCCGAUCGCGAGAGCCGCCUGCCCGCCCGCCUGACAGCCGCCUGACAGGCCUCUAGUUGACGCGACAGCUCAUGACGGUCCUGUAGCCGCCCUCGUCGGGAAAGGCUUUUGGAUUUGGCCAGCUAGCCGGCGGCUAACGCUGCAAGCUUUGAUUUACUGGAAGGACUUCGGCUCGGCCGCAAUCAUUCGUCCGGCCUCCGGAGCGGACCGACCGGCCUCUCGCGUCCCGGACUCGUCACCGUCAGCCCGCGCGGAUUCGCCUUUUGCCAGCCAGGCGUACGCCGGCGUUUCCUCCGAUGAGCGCGGGCCGGCUCCGGCGUAGCUCAGCAGCGUCGGUCACGGGCGGCGCCCGGCCGGGACCUCCGUCGCCGCCAUGCCGUCGUCGGCGCGAGCGGGGAGCCUGAAGGACCCCGAGGUGGCCGAGCUCUUUUUCAUGGAAGAUCCGGAGAAGCUCUUCGCCGACCUGCGAGAGAUCGGCCACGGCAGUUUCGGCGCCGUUUACUUUGCGCACGAUGUGCGCACCAACGAAGUGGUGGCCAUCAAGAAGAUGUCGUACAGCGGCAAGCAGUCCAACGAGAAAUGGCAGGACAUCAUCAAGGAAGUCAAGUUCCUCCAGAGGAUCCGUCACCCGAACAGCAUCGAGUACAAAGGAUGUUAUCUGCGCGAGCACACGGCCUGGUUGGUGAUGGAGUAUUGCCUGGGCUCGGCCUCCGACCUCCUGGAAGUUCACAAGAAGCCACUGCAGGAAGCGGAGAUCGCCGCCAUCACCCACGGCGCGCUGCAGGGACUGGCCUACCUGCAUUCGCACAACAUGAUCCACAGGGACGUUAAAGCGGGAAACGUCCUGCUGACCGAGCCGGGGCAGGUCAAACUGGCCGACUUCGGCUCCGCCUCCAUCGCGUCGCCCGCCAACUCUUUCGUGGGGACGCCGUACUGGAUGGCACCCGAGGUGAUCCUGGCCAUGGACGAGGGCCAAUACGACGGCAAGGCGGACGUCUGGUCGCUCGGCAUCACCUGCAUAGAACUGGCCGAGAGGAAGCCGCCCUUGUUCAACAUGAACGCCAUGAGUGCCUUGUACCACAUCGCUCAGAACGAGAGUCCCGCGCUGCAGUCCGGCGAAUGGAGCGAUUACUUCCGCAACUUCGUGGACUCUUGCCUUCAGAAAAUCCCGCAGGACCGACCGCACUCGGACGACGUGCUAGGCCACGCGUUCCUGCAGCGCGAGCGCCCCGACUCGGUCCUGACGGACCUCAUCGCCAGGACCAAAGACGCCGUGCGCGAGCUGGACAACCUGCAGUACCGCAAGAUGAAGAAGAUCCUCCUGCAGGAGACCCACAACGGACCCGCGCCGGAAGCCCCCGACCCGGACGAGGUGCGUAGAUUCCCGUCGGCCCGCCGCCUCGAGGCGAGGGCCGCCGCUGAAAGGUCGGCGACGCGUCAGGAGCCGGAGGCGGGCGGCGGUCGCGCCGGCACGGUGGACAGCGUGGGCAGCGGCCAGUCCGUCCCCAGCACGUCCAUCAGCGCCAGCUCGCGGAGCGGCUCCGUCGACAGCCUGGACGACGCGACGGGCGACGGCGAGCCGGAACUCGCCGACGGGGACCGCACCGUCGUGUCCAACAGCUCCGUCGUUCGCGUCGAACCGGAAGAAGAGGAGAGUCGCUCGGGCGACGGGGCGUACGGCGGGCCGCCGUCGGAGGCCCGGGCCGCGCCCGGGAAGCAGCGACGAAACCGCGAGCACUUUGCCACCAUCCGAACCGCCUCCCUGGUGACCCGCGAGAUGCAAGAGCACGAGCAGGACUCGGAGCUUCGCGAGCAAAUGUCGGGCUACAAACGCAUGCGACGGCAGCACCAGAAGCACCUGCUGGCGCUGGAGAACAAGCUGAAGGGCGAGACGGACGAGCACCGGCUGCGUCUGGACAAGGAGCUGGAGGGCCAGCGCGCCAAUUUUGCCCAGGAAAUGGACAAGCUGCUCAAGAAGCAUCACGCCUCCCUGGACAAAGACCUGAAGACGUUCGCCAACGACGAGAAGAAGUUCCAGCAGCACAUACAGGUGCAGCAGAAGAAGGAGCUCGGUGGCUUCCUGGAGUCGCAGAAGCGCGAGUACAAGCUGCGCAAGGAACAGCUCAAAGAGGAGCUGAGCGAGAACCAGUCCACCCCUAAAAAGGAGAAGCAGGAGUGGCUGUCUAAGCAGAAGGAGAACAUCCAGCACUUCCAGGCGGAGGAGGAGGCCAACUUGCUGAGGAGGCAGAGACAGUACCUGGAGCUGGAGUGUCGGCGCUUCAAGCGUCGAAUCCUGGUGGCCCGACACAACGCCGAGCAGGACCUGGCCCGGGAGGAGCUGAACAAGCGUCAGACGCAGAAGGACCUGGAGCACGCCACGCUGCUGCGGCACCACGAGUCCACGCAGGAGCUGGAGUUCCGCCACCUGGCCGGCAUCCAGAAGGCCCGCGCCGAGCUGAUCCGCACGCAGCAUCAGACGGAGCUGACCAACCAGCUGGAGUACAACAAGCGACGGGAACGGGAGCUCCGGCGCAAGCACUUUAUGGAGGUCCGCCAGCAGCCCAAGAGCCUCAAGUCCAAGGAGCUCCAGAUCAAGAAGCAGUUCCAGGAGACGUGCAAGACUCAGACCCGCCAGUACAAAGCGCUGCGCGGCCACCUUCUGGAGAGCGCGCCCAAGUGCGAGCACAAGGCGCUGCUCAAGAGGCUAAAAGAGGAGCAGACCCGCAAGUUGGCCAUCCUGGCCGAGCAGUACGACCACACCGUCAACGACAUGCUCUCCACGCAGGCCCUUCGGCUGGACGAGGCUCAGGAGGGCGAGUGCCAGGUUCUGCGCGUGCAGCUGCAGCAGGAACUGGAAUUGCUCAACGCCUACCAGAGUAAGAUCAAAAUGCAGACGGACGCCCAGCACGACAAGGAGCGACGCGAGCUGGAGCAGAGGGUCAGCCUCAGGAGGGCGCUGCUGGAGCAAAAGAUCGAGGAGGAGAUGCUGGCCCUUCAGAACGAGCGCCUGGAGCGCAUCCGCUCUCUCCUGGAGCGGCAGGCCCGCGAGACGGAAGCCUUCGACUCGGAGUCCAUGCGCCUGGGCUUCGGCAACACGGUCCUGGCCGACGUCGCCCCCGAGCCGCGGGGAGGCGGCCGCUGGCCGGCGGCGCGCCCGCGGGGCCAGCCCGCCGCGAGCCUCCGUCACCCGGCGGGGGCGGCGACCGGCGACGGCCCCCGGGCCUCGUCGGGGGGAGGGAGGAGCGAACGCGGCGUGAGCAGAAGCGCCAGCGUCGCCUCCGACGCCUCGCGCCUCUCCUACGCCUAGCGUCGGCCCUUCGCCCGCCGCCUCCGACGGCCGGAGCGCUUUCGGACGUCGCGAGGGCCGGGAGCCGAAGUUCGAACGGGACGUCGACGCGAGCGCCAAUUCGCGCGGACGGGGCGGCGACGCGAGUGGCUCGGACAACGCGUCGGAACAACGGAAAACUUUUUUUUUUUUUUUUUUUUCCCCCCCGCUUCUUCGCUCGGCUCGUCGGCCGAGAUCGACUUUUAGCCUUCCGUUUUCGGGGCCGGUCCGCCUCUCGGCCAAUUUCCCUCCGAGACGUGCCGCGAGAUUGUCCGACCGCGUAUUUGGCUAUUUUCUACAAUUGAGUCUUUAGGGCCUAACAAAAACAAACAAAAAAAAGGAUUACGAGAACAGUCAUAAAUAUCACGUGAUUGAAGUUUCUCAUUGAAUUGCUCCUUCGGGAUAUUGUACAAUGACAACAAAGUCCAAACUAAAUUCGUGACCGAGAAAAUGUUCUACCUUUUUCUUCUUGUAAUACUGCGUCACGUGACUUUGUUUUCCUCGCGAUACUGUAAUAUCACAUAAAGCGAGGGAGCGCGACGACUCCAUCGCGGCUCAUCUUUUUUCUCGUAAUACCGCCACGCCGAUCCGGUAAUAUGACCGCUUUAUUCUGGUCGUCCCAUUUCUUUGGGAGGCCGGAGGGAAGGUUUGGCCGAGAAAAGAUGGGCCGGCGAGCUAGCCGCCAGUGUAAAUAUGUACAUGCGGAGAACGGUAGAGCGCGUGGCGUUACGUGUUCACAUGGUAAAUGUCGACGGCGAACGGAAGGAGCCGAGCUUAUCCUUUCCCCGGACGUCAGGAAAGGAGAGAUUUUUGUCUUGUGAUCCAUCUUCAAGCACUUUCCGCUCUUGAUCCAAAAUAAAGGCAGAUCAGAUGACGUGUCAUUUGUCCUUUUUCAACAGGCGAGCGAAAGGCGGCUGAAAAUUCCAGGAAUUUUCGUUUCAUUUCAUGACACGACCCUGCCUGUCCUGUCCUGUCCUGUCCGCUCCGUAUCUAAAGAGCUGAAAUCUUCAUGAUGGACCAUUGCAAAGUCAUUCCCACAAGCUUUUGCUUCCAAUGAACAGAUAGAGUUCAACUAUAUUGAUUCACGAGCGGAGGCGUCGCGUCCCAUUAGGCAAUCCAGGCAAUAGCCUAGGGCCCCCGGCCAGCAGAGGGCCAACAGAUUUAGCUCACGCAGCUUUACGGCACUGUCGCAGCGACAAGUGGAGGGAGUGUUUCAAUACCAUGGAAUCAUUUGGCAGGUUUUUUAACGAUUCUGUUAUCAAUCCCAAUCAGCAUUAACCAAGUCACGUAGACUGUACGUGCUUAAGAAAGUCCAGUCAGCUAUUAAUACCACAUGAUUGUUUAAAGAGUGACUCACCAAGUACUCUCUGGAGCAUCCUUGCCGAGUUGUUUGCCGUCGAAUUUCACAGGCCACCUCAUGAUUCACGUGACUAAAAGAAAUGGUGAUUUUUUCCAAAAAAGUCUAUUAAUAGGUCUAUCGUAUUCCUCGUCAAAUACUCUAUGAGAAAAAUAUAACAUAUAUGCAUCUAAAACAAUCCUAAACGAUUUUAUUGGCAAUUUUAAUACUACCUUUUAGCAAGGUUCCUUGGGGCUUCCCGGUGUAAUGUCAACCUCUAGGUGCCAGGAUGUGAUCUCUCUGUUGACGGGCUCUUUUGACCUUGCGUCUAAUUGAAUUUGAUUCCAAAUCCAACGUCCACAGUCACGACGGAGAGUGGUCUAGUUGAGAAAACGAUGGCUGAGCAAGACGGACGAGAGGGAGCCCCGUCAUUAGUAAGUAAAAGAAAGAGAUCUGUCAGCAAGAUAAUUAUUAGCCCAAUGUUGUGAAUAUGCGUGAAUGAGCUGAACACGUGGUUAGCGCAUUACUCUUACUUGUGAAUCUUUAUAUGACUAACUUGUGUUUAUUUAUUGCAUUCACUUAAGCAAAUGACAUUACAAAAUACAAACUUGAAUGAAUAUUCUGCCAUCGCUGUACCUGCCUUAUAGUUAGUUAGUAGUGUUGUGAUACUGAAUUGGUACAUUCUGUAAAGUGGAUACUGUGUAGGGUGACCAUAGUUUGAUUUCUAAAAAGAGAGGACACUCAGCCCGGCCUCAAGAUACUUGAAUCUUACUCAAAGUUCACUCCAAGAUGCCUAUAUCACUUUAAUAUAUUUAAAGUGUGCCCCCUCACUCUGGAU
This is a messenger RNA of Corythoichthys intestinalis (scribbled pipefish), 5677 nucleotides long. Its product is annotated as serine/threonine-protein kinase TAO1-like. Gene Ontology annotation, cellular component: cytoplasm. The transcript is spliced from 20 exons. The record is from RefSeq and is a predicted model, not a curated record. NCBI's taxonomy places the organism in Eukaryota, Metazoa, Chordata, Actinopteri, Syngnathiformes, Syngnathidae. Gene Ontology annotation, biological process: protein phosphorylation; regulation of cytoskeleton organization. Gene Ontology annotation, molecular function: protein serine/threonine kinase activity; ATP binding. Bases 552 to 3485 code for a protein of 977 amino acids.